AUGACACCUAAUAUUCACCGCAACCUCACAGCCGCUGAGCUUGUGGAGUGGGCUCUGAAGCUCGAGAAGGACACCAAGCUGAGCGCACGUGGUGCGCUGUGCGUGCUGUCGUACGCCAAGACCGGCCGCUCACCGCAGGACAAGCGCAUCGUUGACACGGAAGAUGUCGCGCAGAACGUGGACUGGGGCAACGUGAAUAUAAAGCUCAGCGAGGAUUCGUUCGAAAAAGUGAAGAGGCGCGCGACGGAGUUCUUGAACAGCUGCGAGCACCUGUUCGUAGUGGACUGCUUCGCCGGGCACGACGAGCGGUACCGCAUGAAGGUGCGCGUGAUCACGACACGCCCAUACCACGCACUGUUCAUGCUUGACAUGCUCAUCCGCCCGACGGCCGAGGAGCUCGCGAACUUCGGGGAGCCUGAGUAUGUGAUCUACAAUGCCGGUGAGCACAAGGCGGACCCGUCUGUACCCGGUGUGAGGUCGACGACGUGUGUCGCACUGAAUUUCAAAACACACGAGGAGGUGAUCCUUGGGACGGAGUACGCGGGUGAGAUGAAGAAGGGCAUACUGACGGUGAUGUUUGAGUUGAUGCCACAGCAAGGGCACCUAUGCAUGCACGCGUCUGCGAACGUGGGCAAGAAUGGCGACGUGUCGAUAUUCUUUGGGCUGAGCGGAACGGGCAAGACGACUCUGUCCGCGGACCCGAACCGUGCGCUGAUCGGUGACGAUGAGCACGUAUGGACGGACCGUGGGGUGUUCAACAUCGAGGGUGGGUGCUACGCGAAGGCGGUAGGGCUGAACCCGAAGACGGAGGAGGAGAUUUACAACGCGGUACGCUUCGGUGCUGUUGCAGAGAACUGUGUGCUCGACAAACGGACGAAGGAGAUUGACUUUUACGACGAAUCAAUCUGCAAGAACACUCGUGUGGCAUACCCACUAAACCAUAUCCCUGGGGCUCUGACACCGGCCGUGGCCGGACACCCGAAGAACGUCAUCUUCUUGACGAACGAUGCGUUCGGCGUGAUGCCGCCCGUGGCGCGACUGACCCCUGAGCAAACAAUGUUCUGGUUCAUCACUGGAUACACGGCCAACGUUCCCGGAGUGGAGGCCGGCAGCACACCCGUUGCGAAGCCGAUCUUUUCUUCUUGUUUCGGUGGCCCGUUCCUCGUGCGGCAUGCUACGUUCUACGGCAAACAACUUGCAGAAAAGAUGACAACGCAUAAGAGCCGUGUGUGGCUACUGAACACCGGCUAUACCGGGGGCCGCGCGGACCGUGGAGCAAAGCGCAUGUCGCUAAAGGUGACGCGCGCCGUGAUUGAUGCGAUCCACGACGGGUCGCUUGACCGCGCGACGUACACAGUGUACCCUGGGUGGGGUCUGCACAUUCCAACGCAAUGCGCAAACGUGCCUUCGCACCUGCUGGAUCCCCGUAAGUCCUGGAAGGACGUCAACCAGUUCAACGAGACGUCGAAAGAGCUUGUAAUGAUGUUCCGGGAGAGCUUCCGGAAACGCUUCGAGUCGAUGGCGUCUGAUGCCCUGAAGUCCGCCGUUCCAAAGUUUGUGCAAACAGCCAAGCUUUAA
This is a messenger RNA of Phytomonas sp. Hart1, 1578 nucleotides long. The record is from the annotation of a GenBank genome assembly. NCBI's taxonomy places the organism in Eukaryota, Euglenozoa, Kinetoplastea, Trypanosomatida, Trypanosomatidae.